AUGUUGAUAGAUAGAUAUAAAAAAUACGAUUCACUAAAGGAAAUAGCGGAAAUAUUUGGAACAACCAAGGAUGAAAUUGAACGAAAAUUAAAAAACAUAAAUACACAGUACCAAAGAGAAAGAAGAAAUUAUAAGAAGUGCCAAAAGUCGGGUGCUGGAAAUGAAUUUAAAGCUAAAUGGUUUGGAUAUACAGCAAUGGCAUUCUUGCAAGACAGAAAUAAGCCAAAAAAGGGCCACCAAGCGGGGAUUGAAUAUGACGUACUGCAACUUGCAGUUUUUGCUACCAUAAUACCAAUUAACUGA
Messenger RNA from Acanthoscelides obtectus, 303 nucleotides. Lineage: Eukaryota; Metazoa; Arthropoda; Insecta; Coleoptera; Chrysomelidae. The record is from the annotation of a GenBank genome assembly.